GUGAAAUGAAAAUAAAAAAUUACACUGAAUUUUUUUAUCGAUUAAACUUUUGUAUUAGUAUUUUUGAUAGUUGUGAUCUCAAGUAUAAAAUUUCGUAGUUUUAGUUUAUAACGGUAAUCAAUUUAAUUUGAAGGUGUUACUCGUUAGAAGAAUAUCAUGACGAUCUGAAUUAAUUUGAAUCACAAUGAAACUUCAAUUGAUUGAAAUUUAGAGAAGUUUAUGGAUAAGUUACUUAACUGUGCUUGUGGCUCCGCGUAAAGAUGGCUGAUAGCGGACCCUUUGUAGCAAAGCCGGCUAGGGGUUGGCUUCACCCUGAUUCCGUUUUGGCCAGCGAUGGUAUAACAUACGCAGUGCGGUACAUAGGGUGUAUGGAGGUGUUAACGUCGAUGAAGAAAUUAGACUUCGAAACUCGCUCUCAAGUAGCCAAAGAAUGUAUUGCUAGAGUAUGUGCAGCUGCAGGUUUAAGGUCAGCUGAUAAAAAGCGUCGCAUUAGUCAGGCAGCAUCUUGUGCUCUUGCUGCAAAGCCUCGAAUGGCACAUUCAGGUUCAAAUGUUGCCUUAACUGUAUCUUCAAGAGCAAUCACAUUGGCUGCCCUAGAGGGAGGUGAAACAAUUGCCCGACAUGAUAUGCCUCGUGUUUCAUUUGCCUCUGGUGGUGAUCAAGACUCACUAGACUUUGUAGCAUAUGUGGCUAAAUCUGUACCCCCCACUGAGUGGAGAGCUUGUUAUGUUCUGGAGUGUGGAGGUAGGCUGGCUCAGGAUGUCAUAGCUACUAUAGGACAAGCAUUUGAGUUGCGCUUUAAGGAGUUUCUUACAAAGCCUACUUCGUUGAAUAUAAACGGUUCGUCUCUCGCGGCGUCGGCAGAGGCUCCUCUAGAAGAUCGUGAGUACUACAAUGACAUGCCGGACAAAAUCCCGCCCGAGCCGGCGCCGCCUGCCGCGCCCAUCUCUCACCAUCGACAUCCACCACCGCCGCCCUUGGCUUCUCUACCACCAAUAUCUUCUUGUGAGGAAAGUGUCCGUCAGUACGUGAACCAGACGCCCCCGCCCCGCACACCCCCCACCGCAUUGCUACCCAAUCAUCAUACAGACAUAUUUGAUAUGCAGCCCUUCACAGCGGCCCCUUUGACGUCAUCGUCGACAUCUCCCGGGACGUCCCCGGCAGGGGCAGAGGCUGAGCCUCUAGGGCCAAGCGCUCAGGCAGCCCUACUCGCUAAGGAACCAUGGUUCCAUGGGGCUAUCUCAAGAAGUGCUGCCGAAAAGCUGGUGGUGGAAGAUGGUGAAUUCCUAGUGCGAGAGUCAAGCGCGUGCCCCGGUCAGUUUGUCUUAACGGGAUCGCGACGCGGACAUCACAAACAUUUGCUGCUUGUCGAUCCUAAUGGAGUGGUUCGAACUAAGGACCGAGUUUUCGAGAGCGUGCCUCACCUCAUUAAAUACCACUGUACCAACGAGCUGCCGAUUGUGUCUGCUGACUCUGCACUUUUGCUUCGGAAACCUGUUAUGAGAUCCUGAUUGCCGGACACACAUUACGGACAUACGUAUUGAAACGGACAAUUGUUAAGUGUUAAAACUGUUGACUGCAAGUUUUUAACCUAUAUAUGUUAAAAGUUAAAAACGCUGUUUUCAACAAAAGUUGAGGGUAGUUGGGAAUAUGUGGACUUUGAGAGGGUAGUUUAAAAUCGAUUAGUUGAUGAGUUGUAAAAUGUCUUAGCUUUGUACAUACAUAAAAUUUUCCAUCACAAUUCAAUAUCAGUUAUCAAGUGUUGAGUAGCAAGUUUGAUAUGUAUACAGGCCAAGGGUUCAUUGAUAAUUUUUUGGCAAAUAUACAAGUUUUGAAAGCUCCCAUUACUGCUCUAAUCUUGAUUGGGGUUUGAAUACUGGCCUAGUGCAAAGUUAUAUGUCAUAUAAAUUAGUUCCAUUGAAAACAGCUCUCUGAAUAUAUUUCACUUUAACUAUAUUCUCUCUUCUUCACUCGCAAACAUAAUUACUGAAGUUUUCCUUGUCUUAAGAACCCCUAGGUAAUACAUUUACUUGCUGCCUCCACAGCACUCUAUCCUCAGCUGGUCUAAUAAUUGUCUUUACCUGAUCAGACCAAAGCACCUGUUGGAAAUUAUAGACAGUCUUGUGGUGAUUUUUAGUUGGUUGGGAACGGACUUCGGUUCUUUGUCCAGUCUAUGGCAUAUAGUCUUCUCCAACAUAUUCUUAAAUAAAGAAAUCAUAUAUAAAUAAUUUCAUGAAAACAUGAUUAUAAUAGAAAAUGGAGCGCAAUGUUGCUAGAAGUCGGCAUAAAAAGAUGACAGCUGCUCUUUGUUUAGCAAAAUCUUGACAUUAGGCGAUCCAAAGUCCGAAUCUCAUAGACAUGUACUAUAAAGUACUAUUUUUGUUGCCAUGGUUAAUAAUUUCAAAGGAAUUUCUUUAUGCACCGGGUUACCAUGGUGACAAGAACUCUUAGUCCAAUUAUAAAGCCAAUGCAGUUUACCGAACAGUUUGUGUAAUCUUAAAAAACAAGUCUUAGAAUUUUUUUUCAUUACUAAUACGAUUGUUAGUCAUUACGAAACGUUUUUAAAUAUAUAGUGACAUUACACUAUUAUGUAGGCAUUUAAAUGGAACUGUAGAGGAAGGAAAGUGUUCUUUUGGCCUUAAGGGCCUACCAGUGUGACUGACUCGUCAGAAGGCCCAAGUGGGUAAGGUGGAGACGUUUUGUAUAGCUUUGGAGGUCGGAAUACUUCGUUAUCGCGUUUCAGGGUAAGAUGUCAUCCCAGUGAGCCGUAAAUUGUUGAUAUCAGAUGGAUUUACCCACGAAUUAUUUACAACAGUCAUGAUCUUAACAUUUAAUCGCGUUUAAAUCCGUUUGAUAAUGUAUACCCUAACAACUUGUUAGGAAAUUGUAUAAUAUAAAAUGCAUUUAUUCUUGUAUCUUGUGAUAUAUUAACUAUUUUUUCUGUAUCUUUUGCAAACGGCCUAUAAUUAGUUUUAAGCUUAUAAACAUGUUUUUAUAUACUAUGGCACUAUAUAAUAUUCUUAUCGAAUUUUGUCUUCCAAUUUGCAAUGCAUUCAUAAUUACUGUUAUUACUAUUAAUUUAAGUUUUCAUACAGUGAUGAAAAUUGAACUUGCUAUAUUAUUAUUUACAAUUGAUUCCUUACUAAAAUAGCUCGGACUUGUUAAAUUAUCUAGUUUACAUAGAAUAUAAUUCACAAAUUGGUAAUUCAUACCUAUCUGUGAUCUCUAUAUUUGAAUUACGAACAUAAAUUUAAAUUCCACGAAGUAUACAUCACCAAGGAGUUUCUAUUCUAUUGCUAGUGACCCGCAAUUUCUAUAAUCUAUGACUAAUAGUGAUGUAAUCUGUGACCGUUUUGCGUUUCGAUGGAUCAUGCAUAAACCUUUUAUUCAUAGAUUCAAUCACAAUUUAUACGAUAUUGUAUGAAAGUUGAUAAAACAAAAGUAUUUAACCAAUGCAACAACUGCAUAAAGUACUAUUUGAAAGUUCUUAGGUUAAUCAAAUGUGCAAUCGCAAUGCCAAACGAGAGAAUUUUCAUGAGUCAUAUUUUUCUAAAAUUAUAUUUUGAUAAGUCCUGCAUUUUAUUUAGAUUCAUUCCAUGCUCUCUUAGAUUAAGAAUGUAUUUUAUCAUUAAAUGCACAAUAUUUACCAUUUAAUCAAUUAAGUUAGUUAUAACUAUAGGUGCUAUGAAAGCUUACUUAAACAAUAUUAUGUAAAAGUAUAAAUAUAUGAAUUUAUUGUAAUU
This is a messenger RNA of Pieris brassicae (large cabbage white), 3743 nucleotides long. RefSeq names its product SHC-transforming protein 1 (gene Shc). The transcript is spliced from 9 exons. The record is from RefSeq and is a predicted model, not a curated record. Gene Ontology annotation, biological process: cell surface receptor protein tyrosine kinase signaling pathway; intracellular signal transduction. Lineage: Eukaryota; Metazoa; Arthropoda; Insecta; Lepidoptera; Pieridae. Gene Ontology annotation, molecular function: receptor tyrosine kinase binding. Bases 261 to 1511 code for a protein of 416 amino acids. Gene Ontology annotation, cellular component: plasma membrane.